This is a messenger RNA of Coregonus clupeaformis (lake whitefish), 4216 nucleotides long. Its product is annotated as fidgetin-like. The coding region runs from base 141 to 2396 and encodes 751 amino acids. NCBI's taxonomy places the organism in Eukaryota, Metazoa, Chordata, Actinopteri, Salmoniformes, Salmonidae. The transcript is spliced from 3 exons. The record is from RefSeq and is a predicted model, not a curated record. Gene Ontology annotation, molecular function: microtubule severing ATPase activity; ATP hydrolysis activity; ATP binding.
UCAGUCUUCAUUUCACUUGGAAUGGUUUCAAAUCGCAAGCAGCCGCGCUUAACCUGAGCACUCAUUCAUCAAGCAUAUCCAGUGGAUCGAUGUUACUCUAAUCUUUGAAUCUGCACUGUCAUAUAUACAGGCUUGAAGACAUGAUCACUAGCACCAGUAUUUAUGGCCUAAAGAUGCAGUGGACCCCAGAGCAUGCGCAGUGGGCUGAGCAGCACUUUGACAUCUCCUCCACCACUCGCUCCCCUGCACACAAAGUGGAGGCCUAUCGGGGGCAUCUGCAGCGCACCUACCAGUACGCCUGGGCCAACGACGACAUCUCUGCACUCACUGCCUCCAACUUGCUGAAGAAAUACGCAGAAAAGUACUCUGGGAUUUUAGAGGGUCCGAGUGAACGAGCGCUGCUCUGCUCCUAUUCCGAUGGCACUCCUGGACUCCUGAAUGGACGUAAGUCAGAGAGUGAGUCCUGGCAGGAGGGGAUUUACCCAAUGAACUGCGCUCCAGAUGUUAUAUCUGUGAGCAAAGCUGGAAUGACAGUUGCCCUUCCCCCAACAGAUGUGUCGGCCAGCAUAGGUAGCUCCCCAAGGGGGGCCAGCAGCCUGACCGAUCCCAGCUAUUCCAGCAGUAACUGUGGGAGUCACACGGCCACCAGUCUACACUCUGGUCUGUCCUCUCAGGAAUACGCUACGGGCUAUAAUGGCUCCUACCUGCACUCUAGUUACAGCGGGCAGACCACCUCAGGCCUCCCCUCUCCAUUGCACAGUGCUGGUCUCCUACAACCCCCACCCCCACCCCCACCACCUCCCCCUACUCUAGUGCCCAGCUACAACGCGGGGUCUCCCAACCUCUCCAACUACAAUUAUCCUCCGACAGGGUAUCCCACACAGACGGCUGUUGCCCCUAGCUAUAGCCCUGGGGGAGCCCCCCCUCCCUCUGCCUAUCUGCCAUCCGGCAUUGCAGCUCCCACACCCCUACCCCCCUCUACACUCCCUGGCUAUACCUACCAGUCCCAUAACCAUGCACCAAUUGCACCAACACCUUUGAAUGGCAACUCAGCCAACUCAUUGAAAAGAAAAGCUUUCUACAUGACGGGGCAUGGAGAUAUGGACUCCAGUUAUGGUAAUUUCAACUACAACCAGCAACGCUCCUCACAAAGCCCUAUGUACAGACUACCAGACAACAGCAUCUCAGACUUAAGCAGAGGGAAUGGAUUUGACAGGAAUGCUGAUCCGUCAUCUUUAGCAUUUAAGCACACGAAGCAGCCAAUAUCCUCAGAUCAGCAAAGAACAUUUUGCAGUCAGUCUGGCAGAGCACUAACCCCUCCCUCCUAUGGAUCAACCAAAAGCUCUGUGGGAGGCCUGAGAUCGGGCGAGUCCUUUGGAAAGUUUGGAACCCCCAUCAUGAGUGAGCACAGUGUAGAGCGCAGACAGCACCUCUCCCAUUCCAUAGCAGGGUCGGACAUUGGCAGUGCUACCUCAUCCAGCCACACUGCAGAGGAGCAGCUAAAGAACAGCGAUGCCAACCUCGUGGACUUGGUCACCACGGAGAUCCUUCAGCCUGGUCCCCCAGUAGACUGGAAUGACAUUGCAGGUCUGGAGCUGGCCAAAGCAGCCAUCAAAGAAGAGAUUCUGUGGCCCAUUUUGAGGCCAGACAUGUUCAGUGGACUUGCCACAUUACCUCGGAGCCUCCUUCUCUUCGGACCUCAGGGAACAGGCAGAACACUGCUGGGCCGCUGCAUGGCCAGCCAGCUGGGGGCUGCCUUCCUGCGGCUCAGUGGCUCAGCCCUGGUGACCAAGUGGCUGGGAGAGGGUGAGAAGAUCGUCCAGGCCUCCUUCCUGGUAGCCAGGUGUCGCCAGCCCUCAGUGGUGUUCAUCAGUGAGGUGGACAUGCUGCUGUCGGCCCAGCUCAGCGAGGAGAGCCCGGUGAAUAGGAUCAAGAGCGAGCUCCUCAUGCAGCUGGACAGUGUGCUGACCUCAGCCGAGGACCACGUCCUGGUGGUGUGCUCCACCAGUAAGCCUGAAGAGAUCCAAGAGUCCCUGAGGAGGUACUUCACCAAACGGCUUCUCAUCCCCCUACCUGACAACACAGCACGGCACCAGAUAGUCAGCCAACUGCUCUCACAGCACAACUAUUGCCUCAGUGACAAAGAGGUGUCACUGCUGGUCCAGCGGACGGAGGGCUAUUCAGGACUGGAUGUGGCCCGGCUGUGCCAGGAGGCAGUAGUAGGACCGCUACAUGGCAUCCCAGCUUCUGACCUCUCAGCCAUCCAUCCCAGCCAGAUGAGACCAGUCUCCUACCAAGACUUUGACAAUGUAUUUAGCAAAUUCCAGCCCAGCAUAUCACAAAAAGAACUGGACACAUACACCGAAUGGAAUAAAAUGUUUGGUUGCAGUCAAUGAAACUGAAACAUUAGAACAUGUGGGAAGGAAUCCCCUUUAAAGGGAUACCAUUUAGAGUUCUCAGUAAACAGGAAGUGGACAAGAGAAUAAUACAAGUAGUGGUGACUUUAACACCUACAGUACAGUAAAGACGUAAGGAUAAGCCUUAGAGAAGCAGAGGCAUGCUUUACACAACAGCUGGCAAACUGCACACAACACAUAGAGAAAUAUUAUUUUGAUGCUUGAAACUGCUGAGGCCAAGCAUCACCUACCAUGGUGCAAGUGGGUAGAUUUUAACAGGAUGGAACCCCUGUGUGUAUAUAUCAUUCCGCUGUUCUGGAGAUUUAGUUGCUAUCAAGUGCCUGAAGUGGUGCUCUUUUAUUUUGUAAUAUUAUUUAUUCGCCUCACAAUCUACAUUGGUGGCAUGUGCUAAUAUAAAAAGCUUUAAUAUGAGACAAAAACUACAAAAUUGCUUUUUUUCAUUGCAACAGUAUUCCCCAACUGUGUCUGUUUUGCGCUCUCUGUGGACAGUAGAAAGUACAUGUGUUAUUGGGAAUCUGAACUCUAAUUUAUACACAAUUUAUUUUGAUGUUCUCUCUUUUUGAAAACUCAGGAAAGUGAUUGUGAUAUGUACAGUACCUCAAAGAUUGUUUCAAAGCACUAAACAUUUGGCUUGCUUUUGAAUUUGCAUUAUCAAAAAAGGAGGGUUACGGUACCUCGAUAGGCUAAAAAUGACAAGAGUAUGACAUUGAAUGUACCAGAGGAAUUCUGGAGUAUUUGGAAGACAAAAGGAGAAGUGUUGUGUUUUUCUUUGCAAUUUCCCAAGUGAAGAAUCCUAUUGUGAAUAUAGUUUUAUUUGAAAUGUGACAAAAAUGGAGAAAUGACGUUUCAACUACAACACAUUCGACCGGCCUUCAUCGACCGGCCGCAGUACAUUAAGAGAACACAUUUUAGUAUGUUUUUUUGGUUAAACCUCAUCUGUAGGAGAAAGCAUAACGUAUGUAUUUGUCGAAUAUUAUCAGCAGCUUAAAUUUGUAUCUCAUCUGCAGAUAAAACUGUCAGGCCUCUUGCAGAGAAAUGUGUAAGGCUGAAGACGAGCCUCAUGGGGUUGAAACAGACAGUUUCCCCCAAGGUAUUUCAUUCCAUCCCGCUGCUGUUUUAUCAUUAAUGAAACCUAAGGAUUAUGUAUGCCCUAAGUUCUUUUCUACCUCAGUUUAUUCAUUUUCUCUGAAAGCAGAAUCUAAGGGUAAGGCUAGAUGACAGAGCCUAUUUCGCUUAUUAAACUAUGAAGCCUAUUGAGGGAACAAAAAAGCUGCCUUUCUGUCAACAAAAUCAGCUUAAAUUAGUGUUACACCAGUGUAGUCCCAUUCAGAGACACCUAUGUACAUGAAGUAUUUAUUUCUCAGAACAUGAGCAGGUUGGUCUUAAAAAGGGGUCUGGAGACAUGUGGCCGUUAGCCCUAUCUUUAAGCCCUUGUUCUGGGGUCAUUUCUUACAGCAAAGCUAUUUAAUUAAUAACUAUCAGUGUUUAGUAAUAUGCCAGAAAAGGGGCAAUGGAGACACAAGGUCUGAUGAAUGCAUGAAAAAGCCUUGCAUUUAAUCUUUUCUUUUUCUUCCUUUCUUUUCCUAUAGCAGUAUGAAAACUGUUAGAAAGCACUAGUACAUUGAAAGGGAUGCCACUACAGUACCACUGAAAGUAUUAUCAGUACAGUUCAGAUGCACUGAGGGAUCUUGCGUUUUUGUUCACUAGCAUUUCAAAAUGAUAUUUUCCCAAUUUCUGUUUCAUAUAUCUUAUAUUUACAUACAGUGCCAGUCAAAAGUUUGGACACACCUACUCAUUCA